AGUGACCAGUCCACCUCUCCACCGUUGCCCGUCAACUUGAAGUUCAACCCCAGUUCAUUUAUUGUGUUGGCAGUUGGACUGAAAUCGACUUUAAUCACGAACCCAGUUAUCUCGAGCCUCGAAAACGCGCCUCUCGUGCAUCAACCACCACGCGCAAUGGCGCCGAAACGUAAACAGACGACCGCUGUAGCGGGUCCUUCCACGACCCAUCGUGCAUCCAAGCUCGCAAAGGAGCACAAUAUUACGGGUCUACAGGAGAGUUCGAUACGUGAAGCAUACUCGCUGUUCGCGAUCCAACACCCGAACUUCGCAGAGGAGCGGCAAGGUGUGCUACGUGGUGGGGAUGUCCGUCGAUGUUUACUAGCGCUGAACCUCCCGUACUCCGCCGACUAUCUCUCCGCUCUCGACCCCGACGCCUCCGGGUUCGUUACCUUCGACGCGUUCUUCGGCCUCGCCGCCCUCUUGUACAACGACAAGGAGAACCCUGAUGAGGACGAUGAGGAAGGCAGCGCGGACGACGAGCCAAGUACCGAGGCGCAGGAAGCGUUCCGCCUAUUCAACAGAAACACAGGCGGUCCGAUCACCCUAUCACAUCUUCGACGAGUGGCGCGGGAGCUGCGCGAAGACGUGGAUGAGGCGACGUUGCAGGCCAUGCUCGUGGAGGCGAAUGGUGAGGCGGAGGAGGGGGGAUGGAAGGCUGGUGUCAGUUUGGAGGAGUUCGAUGCGGUGAUGAAGAGGGCAGGUGUGUUCGGUUGAAAGGGAUGACGUGCUUCCCAUUCUUCCACUCGGCCACGUACUGUGGACCAACUCAUCGCG
Messenger RNA from Eremomyces bilateralis CBS 781.70, 816 nucleotides. Its product is annotated as EF-hand superfamily Ca2+-modulated protein. The coding region runs from base 157 to 756 and encodes 199 amino acids. NCBI's taxonomy places the organism in Eukaryota, Fungi, Ascomycota, Dothideomycetes, Eremomycetales, Eremomycetaceae. The record is from RefSeq and is a predicted model, not a curated record. The transcript has 4 exons.